Messenger RNA from Branchiostoma belcheri (Belcher's lancelet), 2151 nucleotides. RefSeq names its product hemicentin-1-like. Gene Ontology annotation, molecular function: calcium ion binding. Lineage: Eukaryota; Metazoa; Chordata; Leptocardii; Amphioxiformes; Branchiostomatidae. The record is from RefSeq and is a predicted model, not a curated record. The transcript is spliced from 12 exons. The coding region runs from base 74 to 1978 and encodes 634 amino acids.
AACGCCAUUUCUCGCCUGAAAUCGCCUGAUACGACUGUUACGGCAGCGACAAAUGGGGAAAAACUGACGGAAGAUGCACUUUUUGACGCCGGCGCACAUUUUACUAAUCUCGGUCGGUUUAUCGGUGAGCCAAAAGAACGACCCGGAUGCGGAGCGGUGCCGAGGCCAGGGGCUGGUGUGCCACGAGUCGGCCGUGUGUGUGCGGGACCAGGUCUACCCGGCCGGGCUGGAGCAGUCCUACUACUGCCGCUGUCUGCCGGACUGGGACGGCGACGGCAUCAACAACUGUGUAGCACCUCCGAUAUUCCUGAAAGUUGCUCACCCAAGCAGAUGUAACGAGACGGGGGCCCAGUCGUGUUUCAUGACCAAACUGCCCGGCCAGGAGGUGCAGUUCCAAGUCAAAUCGCCAGGGGCCCCAAACGUCACCGUUCAAUGGUUCAAGUAUUUCGUGGGAGAGCCUCCAAAUUUCAAUAGUUAUAGAAAGCUGCUGAAACCUCCAGAAAAAGAAGAACCAGAAGACCGCCCCAUCCCAGAAGGCGGAACUCUCACCAUUCCUCACAUAGAAGAGGACGACUUUUAUCAGAAUCUGUACUGGGCAGAGAUACUGACGGAUGGGGACAGUACCGUGGGAACGAGAGCCGUGGUAGCCUUUGAUCUCGCCGAAGAAGAGCGACUGAAUCCCUCUCCUUCCCGGGUUUACUUUGGACUCGAGACAAAGCCAAUAGAAACUAAAGGUCCCACCUUCUCCCUGAGCCACCUGAAUGAGAGAGAUUUCGGCGUGUACCGAGCGGAGAUGUUCGGGAGGAAGGACGGGGUGCCGGGCAUGGAGCUGGUAGCGACUAGACGCUUUAACGUGACGAGGGACGUCAGUAAAACCUGUGACGGCCCCCGGAGUGAGGGUCACUGCAAGUGCAACUCGGGUUUCCUUGGUAACGGCGAGCACUGCGCGGACAUUGACGAGUGCUCGGCGGAGAUUGCCGAGUGCCUGCCCGAAGCGUCGUGCCGAAACACGGAGGGUUCAUACAGGUGCGAGUGUCCCACAGGCUAUAGGGGCGACGGGCGGACAAGCUGCGAAGAUGUUGAUGAGUGCGCGGAUGAAGAUGACGUCACCCGUUGCCAUGCCGACGCGGAAUGCGUCAACACGCUGGGGUCGUUCCUGUGCGAGUGCAAACCCGGGUACAUGGGCAACGGCAGGGACUGUCUGGCCAUCAGCACAUGGACGCCGUGGUCUCCCUGGUCCCAGUGUACAGAAACGUGCGGCCAUCCCCCCAACACACGGGUCCGAGUCUGCACACAUCCAGAGAGCGGCAUGAGGUGUGAGGGGGCAUCACUGGAGCAGGGGGUCUGUAGGGGGCUGCCUCCGUGUCCAGUUGAUGGCGGAUGGACGGUGUGGUCGCCCUGGGCGCCCUGUACGGCGUCGUGCGGGGGUACCAGGCAGCGGGCCCGCACGUGUGACGCCCCCGCUCCGGCGCACGGAGGCCGCUACUGCCCGGGGGACAUGUACGAGAGCCAGCCUUGCGAGCCCAGCCCGGGAUGUGCAGUUGAUGGCGGCUGGACCCAGUGGGGUGCUUGGUCUGCCUGUUCGGUGACGUGUUCGGUGGGGAGGAGAGUCCGGACCCGGUCCUGCUCCAACCCCAGACCCCGGUACGCCGGGAGGUACUGUACAGGCCCAAACACUGAGCAGGAGAGAUGCGGAGAACACAAUCCGGAGUGUUACGGUAAGGAGUCUCUCAAUGCUGUAGAUGCUGUGUGGGGAGAGUGGAGUGAGUGGAGUGAGUGUAGCCACACCUGCGGCCUGGGCACCAGGUUUCGCAGGAGACUCUGCAGACGACAUCUCGGCCCCACCUGUUCUGGGGAGAACACCGAGCAGCAGCCCUGUAUGGUGGAGGCAUGCCCAGCUGAAGUUGAAAAGUUUGGACAACAUAUGGGCCGUCAACACAGAUGGAGGGAACAGACACAAGCAAGGAGACAUCCCUAAUUUUAGAUAAUAAUAAUUUUUUAGCAUAAUAUUUAUUUUAUGUAUGACAACUGUGCGCACAUUUUAUCUCACCCUUUUCCCGGAAAAGGAAAUGAUUUUGGAAAUGAACAGUUUUAUGCAACAUUUUCCAGACAAUCAAGCAGUCACUGUAACAUGUUGUAAUGAAAUUAUUA